Oreochromis aureus is the source of this 735-nucleotide messenger RNA. RefSeq names its product family with sequence similarity 136 member A (gene timcc). Bases 186 to 602 code for a protein of 138 amino acids. The transcript has 3 exons. The record is from RefSeq and is a predicted model, not a curated record. NCBI's taxonomy places the organism in Eukaryota, Metazoa, Chordata, Actinopteri, Cichliformes, Cichlidae. Gene Ontology annotation, cellular component: cytoplasm.
UCGGAAGUGACGCAAGUACUUCUCCUCUUGAACCAUGCUUGAAUGGAGGUGACCUUACUUAUUACCAAAUUGUAAAGUAAAGAAAGUUGGGGACCCCGCAGGCAGGUGAGGCCGGUCCGGGUUUGAUAAUAAACUUGUGGUGAAUAUCUAAGCGGACCUUGAAGGUGUCUCCAGAGUGAGCAGAAAUGGCAGAGGCUCAUCAGGCUCGCGUGCAGAAUGUGAUCGAAGACAUGGUCCAAAGCCUGGAGAAGGACCACAUCCGUAAAAUGCAGGGGCGCAUGUUCAGGUGCAGCGCAGAGUGCUGCGAUCGCUCCACAGACAGCAUGGCUCAGGUGCAUCAGUGCAUUGAGACGUGUCACACACCCCUGGCCAAAGCUCAGGGCCUGGUCACUUCAGAGCUGGAGAAGUUUCAGGACCGUCUAACUAGAUGUACGAUGUCCUGCAACGAUAAGGCAAAGGAUCUCUUUGACUCCGGUGCCAAGGAGCCAGCUGUUCGAUCACUGAUGGACCGCUGCGUGGGCAGUUGUGUGGAUGACCACGUUAACCUGAUCCCCAGCAUGACCCGGCGACUAAAAGAGAACUUGGACUCUAUACGGCAGUGAGGGGCGGGAUAAAUGACUGCAGUCCAUCCUGGGGAAAGCUCGGGGGCAUGGAGUUUAUUCAUCUAAGGAGUGAAGGGCUGAAGGUGCAGAGGGAGAGUUCAAAGACUGUGGUUAUUAAUGGUGAUGUGUAGAG